CCCGAGGUGCCGAGUUCGUCCUCGACAACCAUGUCUGUCCGCCUAGCCGCUACAAGCAGGCUACUUCGAGUCGCGGCGCCCCGUCGGGCUGCGGUAGCUGGGACACGACAGCUUCGUGCUGUGCACACGUCAAGGCCUGUGAGAGCCUCCGAAUCUCCCUUCCAAGAACAAACGUCGCCCAACCCUGCAAUAACCAAGUAUGCCGAGGCCACGGAAAAGCUUCACACCUAUGGGUCAUAUCUCAUUCAAUGCCUGCCCAAAUUCAUCCAACAGUUCUCUGUCUUCAAGGACGAGUUGACUUUAUACAUCCCUCCCGCUGGCGUCAUCCCUGUCCUCACUUUCCUCCGCGAUCAUUCACAAUGCCAGUUCAAAGGAUGUAUGGACAUCAGCGGCGUCGAUUAUCCUGAGAGGGACCAGCGGUUUGAAGUCGUCUACCAUCUGUUGAGCAUCAAGUACGGCGGCCGGAUCAGAGUCAAGACCUACGCUGGCGAGACAGACCCUGUUCCGAGUGCGGUGCCAGUCUUUAGUGGUGCGGAUUGGUACGAGCGAGAGGUCUGGGACUUGUUCGGUCUGGUCGUACGCGUAUUGAAGCGCGCAAUAGGGUUUGAGGGACAUCCCCUUCGGAAGGACUUCCCGCUCACGGGCUACACUGAGGUUCGCUAUGACGAGGAGAAGAAACGCGUGUUUAUGAGCCCCUGCAACUCACGCAGGCCUUCCGGUUCGUCAUCUUCCUUUGACGUGUCUUCGCCACUAAUGCAGAUGCGCAGAAACUUCGAUGCUCUGUCGCCGUGGGAGCAGGUCGGUGAUGGUACUGUUCCGAAACGGCCGGACGAGUUGAAGCCCGUCCCACCGCCUCCUGCUGAGGAGCCUCAGAAGAAAUAGUAGAUUGGACCGGUAUAAUGUCAUUCUCUCCGUGAGCACGAUGUUGAGAAUGUUUACUGUGACGAGCCAUUUCCGCUUUGGACGACAGCGCAGCUUUGCAUGACUUGCAUCUGCGCAAAAGUGGUCGUUGACGCAACGGAGGUGCAGGUGUUCACGUGAUCUCGUUGGUGGUUGAGGUUCAUGGUCGCGCGUUCACUUAUGUAGAACAGUUCUCCUGCAGCUGCAGGCUACAGCCCCUUGUAUUUGAUCCCCUGUGCCAGGUCUCCGCUCUCUACCCCGCACGGUCUAUCAGGCUCUUUGUGGAA
Messenger RNA from Fomitopsis serialis, 1187 nucleotides. RefSeq lists its product as uncharacterized. The transcript has 5 exons. Lineage: Eukaryota; Fungi; Basidiomycota; Agaricomycetes; Polyporales; Fomitopsidaceae. The record is from RefSeq and is a predicted model, not a curated record. Gene Ontology annotation, molecular function: NADH dehydrogenase (ubiquinone) activity. Bases 31 to 882 code for a protein of 283 amino acids.